Ictidomys tridecemlineatus (thirteen-lined ground squirrel) is the source of this 6256-nucleotide messenger RNA. Lineage: Eukaryota; Metazoa; Chordata; Mammalia; Rodentia; Sciuridae. The record is from RefSeq and is a predicted model, not a curated record.
CUGAGGAUGGACGCUGGCUCGCCUUUCCCCGACGCCCAGCCGACGGGACCGGGAUGAAAAAUUGCGUGACACGCAACUAGCGUGGCCGCCAUCUUCGUCUUCUGGGCACGUCAGCUUAGCUGGUUAAAGCUGAAGAGGACCUUUGCGCAAGCGCACCCAAGACGGUCACAGGUAACUCCCAUCUGACGGGAGAGGCGUAGCCGUCGUCGCCGGAAGUUUGGUGUUUGCGCCGCGGGGAGGCGGUGGCCGCGGCAGAAGCAGCUGAGUGUCUCUGGAUACCCGGAUGUGAGGCGAUCUGUUGGCACCAGUGGGAUCCGCAGCCAGGCAAAAGGUUGUAAAAAUCAAAGAAGAAUAUGUGAUAUAUUGUAUGUGGUGGACCAUUACAGCCUAACAUUCUUGCUAUUUGCCCCUUCACAGGAAGAGAAUACCAGGAAGCAAGUAGAAACAUCAUUUAGAGGCAACAUUAGUUAAAAAGGUGAUAUAUGAUGUUUUUCCAUUAUGGUGCUGUGUAAUGUUUUAAAGCAGAUUAUAAGGAAUGGUUUUAUCAGAUUUUCAUGAGUUAUGGUGGCUAAAACAUCAGUUCUAUCUUGUUGGAAAAGAAUUAAAUGGCAGCACAAAAGGAAAUCUAUGUUAAUAGAAUAUUCUGUUAAACAAAGGAGGUUAAUUAAGAACUGCAAACCAACAGACUCAGCACACAAGAAACGAAACGUGUUAGCCAUAAGACAUGUUUCAAAUGAAUCAAAGUCCAGUAACUAUAGAUUUCAGAAGAAGAAAGUUUUCAAAACUUUUGUCAAAACAGACAGUUUACUGAUAAAUAACUCCUCCAGUAACAGAGCUAGGCCUGAAACUAAAAUUAAUUGAAAUUAACAAAACAAAUUUGAAUGUGAAUUUUCUUUUCAUCAAAAACAUAAGAAAAUAUAAAAUUAGAAUUAAAUUUUUUUUCAAAUUUUUAUUGCCUUGUCCAGUGUAAAGCAGAUAUCAGCACUCAUGCCAGCUUUCUUGUGUCCUAGGAAUGACAGAAACCUUGCUUGAAGCAGACUAGUAUUUUUGUUGAAAAUGUAUAUUAGCAUCAGUUAAAGUUGAUUUUUUUUUUUUUUUAAAGACCUGCUCCUCAGUAAUAAUACUAAAUAUUCAGCAUUUGCACCAACCAGGACACAAAAAUCCUCUUAAACUACCCAGCAAAGGAAGACUCAGGAAUGAUGUCCAUUCAGGAGAAAUCAAAAGAAAAUUCCUCCAAAGUUAUUAAAGAAAGUGAAGACAAGCAUUUAAAAAUAGAAAUUCAAGGUUCUCAAAACAAUCUAGCAAAACAGUCAGGUUCAAAGGAAACUAUAAAGUCACUGGUUAAAUCUCCAAAGGAAAGUAAGCUAAAUCAGCCUGAAUUGGGAACCCGCAUGAGUACAAGGUCAGCAAAGGCAGCCUCCUCUGAUAAUAAAAGUAUGUUAACUGUGAAGGGGCAGUCACAAGAAUCUACAAAAAAAAAAUUAUGUCAGAAAAGAAUAGCACAUGAAACCCCUAAAGCAAAUGAGCAGCUUAACCGGAGAUCACAAAGACUACAACAGUUAACUGAGUGUUCAACAAGGUCUUUGCGUAGUAGAGAGAUUCAUGGUCGAGUUCAAGCAGUUAAACAGAGUUUGCCACCAACAAGAAAAGAGCACUGUAACAAUAUUCAAAGUAAAUCUAAUAAAUUUAAAACAAGUCAAAAGCAUGUGAAAAGAAAAGUAAUGGAAAUAAAGUCUGAUUGUAAGGAGGAUGCAAAUUCAGUGGUUGAUGAGGUCAUCAAUUCCCCAAAAGGAAAAAAACGCAAAGUAGAGCAUCAGACUACUUGUAGCUCUCAGUACAUACAAGGAUCUGAAAAGUGUCUUCAGAAGUCUACUAGAAAAGAAGAAAUAAAACCUGUGCCUGUAACUUCUGAGACAAAAAGAUCAAAAGUGGCUGCUUCAGUGAUAUGUAAAAAGAGUGAAAUGAAGUCAGUUCAUACACAAGUGAAUACUAGCACAAAAUCCCAAAAAAGUCAACAGCCAUCAGUGCCUGAACAAAGUGUAGAUAAUGAGUUGGAGCAAGCAGGAAAGAGCAAACGAGGUAGCAUUCUCCAGCUCUGUGAAGAAAUUGCUGGUGAAAUUGAAUCAGAUACUGUAGAGGUAAAAAAGGAAUCUUCACAAGUGGAAAGUAUAAAGGAGGAGAAAACUACAGAAGUAAAAUUGGAAGAGUCUGAUACUGAAAGACAAAUACUUCAUCAAAAGGAAACAAAUCAGGAUGUGCAGUGUAAUCGUUUCUUUCCUAGUAGAAAAACAAAGCCUGUGAAGUGUAUACUAAAUGGAAUUAACAGCGCAACUAAGAAGAACUCCAACUGGACUAAAAUUAAACUCUCAAAAUUUAACUCUGUGCAGCAAAAUAAAUUGGACUCUCAAACCCCUAAAUUGGGUUUAUUACAAACCAGCUUUUCACCACCAGUUUUAGAAAUGCAUCAUGUAGUGACUCAAAGUGCAUUUUUAGGGACCAAGCCACAUGAUAAAAAUGUAACUUGUGGACAGGAAAAAAUGAAAGAAAUUAAAUCUGAAGAAGUUAAAAUUAACGAUAUUACAGGUGAAAUUAAUAAAACAACAAAAAGGGCUAUUGAAAAUUGUCAGUUGGAUAAUCCGAUAAAAUCUCCUGACCCACUAUUGGAUAAUCAGAUGAAACUUUCUUUUGAGACAAUACCAGAGAAGAAUUUCAGCUUAUGUGUGGAAUCCAAACUGGAAAGCAGUCCAGUAGAAAAUACCACUGCUGUUUCAACUCUGCUCAGUCAAGCAAAAAUUGAUGGAGGAGAGAAUAAAUUUCCAGGCUCAGCUCCCAAACAACACAGUAUACUCAAUAAUCAAACAUCUAAGAACAGUGAUAACAGGGAGAUACCACCAAAUCAUUCUUGGCAUAAGUGUAAUUCCCAUUUGGAGAUAACAAUUCCAAAGGACUUGAAACUGAAAGAAACAGAAAAAGCUGAUGAAAAACAGUUGGUUAUAGAUGCAGGACAAAAAAGAUUUGGAGCAAUGUCCUGUAAUGUUUGUGGAAUGCUUUACACAGCUUCAAAUCCAGAAGAUGAAACUCAGCAUCUGCUUUUCCACAACCAAUUUAUAAGUGCUGUAAAAUAUGUGGGCUGGAAAAAAGAAAGAAUUCUGGCUGAAUACCCUGAUGGCAGGAUAAUAAUGGUUCUUCCUGAAGACCCAAAAUAUGCCCUGAAAAAGGUUGACGAGAUUAGAGAAAUGGUUGAUAAUGACUUAGGUUUCCAACAGGCUCCAUUAAUGUGCUAUUCCAGAACUAAAACACUUCUCUUUAUUUCAAAUGAUAAAAAAGUAGUUGGCUGCCUAAUUGCAGAACAUAUCCAGUGGGGCUACAGAGUUAUAGAAGAGAAACUUCCAGUUACCAAGUCAGAAGAAGAAAAAGUCAGAUUUGAAAGGCAGAAAGCCUGGUGCUGCUCAACAUUGCCAGAGCCUGCAAUAUGUGGGAUCAGUCGAAUAUGGGUGUUCAGCAUGAUGCGGCGGAAGAAAAUAGCUUCUCGCAUGAUUGAAUGCCUAAGGAGUAACUUUAUAUAUGGCUCAUAUUUGAGUAAAGAAGAAAUUGCUUUCUCAGAUCCCACUCCUGAUGGAAAAUUGUUUGCAACACAGUACUGUGGCACUGGUCAAUUUCUGGUAUAUAAUUUUAUUAAUGGACAGAAUACUACUUAAACAAAGCUUGUCUACAGUACUAGAAGACAUCUAUUGAAGAGAAUGGAUUGGUUGCUGACUUUAACCAGGAACUAGGGCCAUUUUUAUUACAAUGAACUCAGGACUGGCAACAACCACGUGGUUGUUCCAUUUUCAUAAAAUUGGAAACAAUGCAGUAAUAGCUUAUUAUUGUUUUGUUUUUUAAAGAAGAUAUUUUAUUAUCUUUUACAGAAAUUUAUGAUUGAUGUAUUUUAUCUAUAGUUAUUUAGACAUGUUUACAUGCAGCAGAUAAUUGUUCAUAGUGGACUGAAAACUAAUGCAAGGACUAUGGUCUCAGUGAUAAGUAUAUUUUGAAGUUCUUAAUAUGGAAAUAUACCAGUGUAGCUUGGUACUGUAUUUUUUUAUAUUGAUCUGCUGAUACCAGUUAUAGGUUUAAAGAUUGUAUUUUCAGAGUGGAAACCAGUGUUUUUCAAUUAUUAUUUAAGGAGGUUGCAGUAUUACGUGUCUAGGAAUUUGAAGCUGAUUCUUAAAAGGCCUCAUGUAUACUUUGAAGAAACCCCUAAAGGAAAAGAAAAUUCCAAAUAGUCAGAGAGAAUUUGGAAUAGUGAACUUUUCCUUCCAUUUCUCUUUUCUACCUUUGAUGGAUUGAAUUGUAAGGGGGUAAAAUUUGAGGUUUUCCUACUUUUUAGAGCUAUAAAUGGCUAGAAUUAUGAAGGGUACUUUUUAAGUUCAAUAUUUCAUUCUGGGUAUACCUUCUUUUUUUAAUGGCAACUUUUGCCACAACUGGGCUGUUAACACUCAAAAGGCUUAUGUAAACAUGGAACAGUUGUAAGCUAAAUAUGGAUGACUUGGUAUCUGCUCUGUUAUUCCUCAAAAAUACUGCACUGAGUAUAUGCCCUCGUUACUGGACUUCAUUUUGAUACUUGUCUAUCCUUCAUAGUGCCCUCUACUUUUAAAGGGUUUAUAUGUUGAAAACUGCUGUGGCCUUUUAUGAUCUGUAUAUAAUGUAGAAUAAAAUAAUAAAAUACUUGCUAGUCUUUUCUAAGUGAUAAAUGUACUAAGAUAAUGUUGUUUUGUCAUUUGUGCUUAUUCAGGGAGUUUCUUAGGUUUUAGAUCUUGAAAUAUGAUUAAAACACUGGGUUCUUAAACUGGUAGUUUUCACCAGUUUCCCAACGGAUCCUUAUGUUAUCAGCAACUCUGCUGAACUUUAUCUCCAAAAGGAAAAAUCCCUUCUGAUUAUUUUAGUAACAUUGCACUUUUCUGAUCUUUCAAGGAAAUAAAGGGCCAUAGCCCGAGGAUGAAGAAUCACUAUGGUUCCACUUCGAUUAUUUUUGUGAGUGUAAAUGAUUGUAUUUUCCUUGAAAACUGGCUAAAAUUAAGGGCCUUAAGUUAAUAUUAACAGGUGUACAUUUUAUCUUCCUAUAGAUUUGUGCUUUUUUUAUUUAUAGAGUGUUGUGAGACUGUACUUUUUAUAUGAUAGGACGGUAAGACAGGAUAAAUAGUUCAUUCUGAGUCAUCAUGAUGGCCUGACUUGAGACUCUUCUAGUCAUCACUGGACUCAUUGUUUGCCUGAAUUUUGUUUUGGUUUUGAUACUGAGGAUUGAACCCAGGAGCACCUAACCACUGAGCCACAUCCCCAACCCCUUUUUAUUUAUUUUUAUUUUGAGAACAGAUCUCAGUAAGUUGCUUAGGGCCUCACUGAGGCUAGCCUUGAACUUGCAAUCCUCCUGCCUCAGCGUCCUGAAUCAUCAGGAUUACAAGUAUGCACCACUGUGCCCGGCAAGGUCCCAUGAAUUUUUAGAAGAAAUUUUGGGGUACCAUAUAGAUUCCCUAGUAACUGGUUAACUUCAUAAUACAGGUUCCAUUUCCACAUGAGCCACAGUAUAAUACUUUUGAUUGGCAAGCCACACUUGGUGGUUUUAAGGAGACCCAUGGGCAGAGAGGAUACAUUAAUUGGUUGCUUUAAAUGUUAACCAUUUACCAGGAAAACAAUUUAUUUUCACGUUUUUAUUGAAAACACAGUCCCUCAAAUAAAUUUUAUAAUCUAGGUAUUUCUCUAAGAAUAGUAGUACUAUUGUAGUACCUAACAUUUGAGUAUUUGCUGUGCUAGAUUCUGUAUUUUGUGCAUUAUUUACCUUAAUCAUCAUGACUAUCCUAUAAAGCAGGGAUUACAGGAGAGGCAUCUAUAAUUUCAAAGAUAAUUGAUACUAUUGUAAUGAUUGUGAAAAAUGUUGAAACACUGAACUGAAGCUGUGAUAUGGGGAUGAAGAAGAGAUGAGUGCCCCUGAAGUUAAUUGGAAUUUAUGACUGGCUGGAAAAGUCCUCUGUGGCAGAAAGUCUAGGGUAUGUGGGAAGUUUGGUUGGAUAAUUAAGUAUAUGGAUUUAUUGAGAUGAUAAUAAGAACAAGGUUGGGAAAAUUUGAUGGUCAACAGUGAGCUUGGUUUUGAUCAAGAUUUUAAGGUAGUUACAGAACCUCCAAGUGUAAGUAUUCGUCUAGUGUACAUUUGGAGAUGUGGAUUUAGAGUAGUUUAAGAGAGGUUUGGGCUGAGUAAAUAAACUUGUAAGUUCAGUUAUUCGAA